UCCGGCGUCUCUCGCUCGGUUCUUCCUUAACAAGAAACAAAAGAAAAAAGCGAAAUCAAGACGCAAGAUGGCAUCUGGUCUGGUUCUCUCCUUCCGGCCGGCCGUGAUCCGUGCUUCUGCCACCCCUGGAGGCGACCGGCGGUCCGAGGGGAGCGGGCGGAGAGGAGGUGGCAACUGGUGGGCCCCGCUGUUCGGGUGGUCUUCGGAGCCGGACUACAUCGACGGUGGCGAGAAGGAGUCCGAGGCUGUAGAGGGGAAGCGGCGGCGGCCGGUGCGGCGGUUCGCUCCGUUAACGGAGGAAAAGGCGAGGGAGCUACGGAUGAGGACCAUGGAGACGGAGACCUUCCACGACGUUAUGUACCACUCGGCCAUCGCCUCCCGCCUCGCCUCCGAUCUCCCGCCCCGCCGAGCCGCCCACUAGUUUGUUCGACUAUAUUAAGUAAUCCCUUUUCUUAAGCAUUAGCAAAUUCGUCGACUAUGAUUGAUUAUUAGAAGGAGAAAACCAAGCCCCUCUUUUUUUAUUUUUUUUCUCUUUCUUCUUUUGUAUUUUCUUUGUACAUAUGAAUGGAGGAAUGAUGCUCCUCACGGGAGAUCGUUCUUUUCCUCUGGUGUAGUGGACCUUGGUAAGCCACUUUGAGCCGUCUGAUUAAGAUCGGACCUUUGUCAGGUGUCGGGCUUGCAGAUCCGUCCUGCUGGAAUCUUCUUUCUGCUGGAUGUGCAGUUGAAUCUCUAGCCGUCUGAUCUAGAUCUGAAGGUCUUUUUUUUUUUUUCCGUUAAAAUAAGCUAUCGGAUAAGCUCUCAGUAAUAUUAGGGCAGCUAUCGGAUUGCAGGCCUUUUUCAAUUGUUUUCGGCUGCCCCGUUUACUUGGGGGUUUGGAGCACGAACCUUGUCCAGAUUACUUCUCAACUUUCUGUCGAUUAUUUGGCCGACGCAAUUAUUUUGAAAAGAAGGAUUUAGAAUUGACAUUAA
Messenger RNA from Elaeis guineensis (African oil palm), 969 nucleotides. RefSeq lists its product as uncharacterized. The record is from RefSeq and is a predicted model, not a curated record. NCBI's taxonomy places the organism in Eukaryota, Viridiplantae, Streptophyta, Magnoliopsida, Arecales, Arecaceae.